Messenger RNA from Closterium sp. NIES-65, 1791 nucleotides. The record is from the annotation of a GenBank genome assembly. Lineage: Eukaryota; Viridiplantae; Streptophyta; Zygnematophyceae; Desmidiales; Closteriaceae.
AUGCUCUUUCUGACCGCAUGUCUUAUGUGUGUGCAGGUGGACGCCAUCCUCGUGGCGCACCUUGUACAACAGACGCGGAUGCGCCUGAAGACGCGCUACUUCGACAGGUCCCCUGGUCACUUUUUUGGCAGCGGAGAGAAGAUGCAGCUGCUUGACUUCAUCAAGGCUCACCAGAAGAUGGAUAAGCGACAGAUGAAAGCGGAAGGCGUGGACGCGGAUGGCAACGCCCUUUCGCUCAAGUUCAUCCGCAAAGUGGACGCGGAGCUGGAGUGGUGCAUGCGCGACCUCAACCUCCUCGAAGGCGCCAAGCUGUUUCGUACGGCGUCGUAUGUGACCGACGACACCCAGCGGCUGGAGUCCUUCAGGAAGUGGCUUGGCCAGCUCCACAAGCUUACCCCUUCCCGCCUCCCCGUUUCCCCUUGCCCGCCUCCCCAAUUCCCCUUCCGGCUCCCCGUUACCCCUUCCCGCCUCCCCGUUUCCCCUUUCCGCUCCCCAUUACCCCUUCCCGCUUCCCCGUUUUCCCUUCCCGCUCCCCAUUACCCCUUCCCGCCUCCCCGUUUCCCCUUCCCGCUCCCCGUUUCCCCUUCCCACCUUCCCGUUUCCCCUUCCCGCUCCCCAUUACCCAUUCCCGCCUCCCCUUUUCCCCUUCCCGCUCCCCGUUUCCCCUUCCCACCUUCCCGUUUCCCCUUCCCGCUCCCCAUUACCCAUUCCCGCCUCCCCGUUUCCCCUUCCCGCUCCCCGUUUCCCCUUCCCACCUUCCCGUUUCCCCUUCUCGCUCCCCAUUACCCAUUCCCGCCUCCCCGUUUUCCCUUCUCUACUCCUCAAUUCUCGUUCCAGCCUGCAUGUUUCCCCUUCCCGCUCCCCGUUUCCCCUUCCCACCUCCCUGUUUCCCCUUCCCGCUCCCCAUUACCCCUUCCCGCCUCCCCAUUUCCCAUUCCCGCUCCCCAUUACCCCUUCCCGCCACCCCCCUUCCCGCCUCCCCAUUACCCCGUUUCCCCCCUUUCUCCCUCUCGUUUCCCCCCCUUCUCCCUCUCGUUUCCCCGCCUCCCCCUCUCGUUUACCCCCCUUCCCCCUCUCAUUCCCCCCCCUUCUCCUCAUUAUUUUCCCCGCUUCUCCCUCUCAUUUCCCCCCUGCAUUACCCUUCCCCUCCCUGCAUUACCCUUCCCCACCCUGCAUUACCCUUCCCCACCCUGCAUUACCCUUCCCCACCCUGCAUUACCCUUCCCCUCCCUGCAUUACCCUUCCCCUCCCUGCAUUACCCUUCCCCUCCCUGCAUUACCCUUCCCCUCCCUGCAUUACCCUUCCCCUCCCUGCAUUACCCUUCCCCUCGCUGCAUUACCCUUCCCCUCCCUGCAUUACCCUUCCCCUCCCUGCAUUACCCUUCCCCUCCCUGCAUUACCCUUCCCCUCCCUGCAUUACCCUUCCCCUCCCUGCAUUACCCUUCCCCUCGCUGCAUUACCCUUCCCCUCGCUGCAUUACCCUUCCCCUCCCUGCAUUACCCUUCCCCUCCCUGCAUUACCCUUCCCCUCGCUGCAUUACCCUUCCCCUCCCUGCAUUACCCUUCCCCUCCCUGCAUUACCCUUCCCCUCCCUGCAUUACCCUUCCCCUCGCUGCAUUACCCUUCCCCUCCCUGCAUUACCCUUCCCCUCCCUGCAUUACCCUUCCCCUCCCUGCAUUACCCUUCCCCUCUUUUUCACGAUCCUCCUGCCUUUCCCUCUUUUCCCCUCUCCUGCUGCCUUUCUCUCUUUUCAGCUCUCUUCAACAAGUGUUGAACAAAUUAUGACCAGCUAG